GCGGCCGCUGCGCACCGUGGCCGCCAGCCUGUCCGAGACGACACCCGCGCACCCUCUCCACAGCUGACUGAGCGGCGUCUCCUGUCCAGAAGCCGAAUUCAGAGCACGUACUACUAGCUGGCGGUCCGUUGCGUGUGGGCAGUGAAUAAGACGUUCCACCUGUUUUAGAGAUCGUUAAGGGAGGUAUAAGAUGACAUCUCUAUCGCAGUAAUUUCUGGUAAGUUAGUAGCUGUCAGCCGUACGUAGCGGCAGUCCGAGAGUUGUGAUCGCACGCGAGGCUCUUGUUUGAUGAGUGCUGCCAGGACCAAGCUUCCAGUGAGAUUAUUCGCUUUGCUUUGGUACUCCUUUGCGCUGGUGGCUUCCGAAAUUAGCUGAUGCUAAGCUAGCACUGCUACUUGCCUUUCACAUUGCGCCUAAUACUUGCGAAGAUGUAAUAUUACGGAUACUUGGCAUCGGAGGUUAGAAGUUAGUAAGAGGUUUCGGGGACCAGUGGACCAUAUAGGUGCCUUGGUCAUAAACAAAUAGAGCAGUAUAACUUCAUAGUUCAAACGACCUGAAUUGAGACUGAAUUAAUUUUCGCUACACGUUUUUACUUUAGGAAAUCCUUUUUAUCGCUGCGAGUAUUUGCAUAUCAUUAGGUACUGUAGAACAUAAAGCUGCAUGCGCACAUUUUGUUGAUAUUUUUGAUACGAAGCUGUAGGGUUAUUGCAGAACUACAUAGAAAUUUUUGUCAACGACAGUAGGUCUAAGCGGCUCUGUUGCUGAUCGGGCGGUUCCCACAAGUGUAAAGAACAGGUGCCUGUUUUCCUUGUCCUACCGCACGGUAUUCGAAGGAGAGAAAAUUUUGGUAAGUAGGCUGUAGUGUGCACGGCACGGGAGAGGCAGCUAGUUCAUAUCUGGCCAGCUCAGCGGGUGGUGUCGUUCCUCGUGUGCGGACACGCGCAUCCCGGGCGCUGAGUUCAGGACCGGGGUAACCAGAGCGCCGACACUGACGAUGACGCCGACGACGGCGCCGGUGCCGGCGGCGGAGGGCGAACCGCAGCCCCCGGAGCCACCGCGGCCGACGCGGCGCGGCCACCGCCCCCGCAUCACGCUGCCCAUCUUCCACCUGCCGCCCUCGGCGCCGUCCACCCCCAGCCAGGCGUCGCAGCACUCCGCGGCCACACAAGGAGGCGUGCCGCCGCACCAGUACGCAUACGUGCAGCACCAGCAGCAGCAGCAGCUGACGGCGCCGCAGGGCCAGCCGCCGCUGUCGCUGCAGCUGCCGCCGCAGACGCCGUUCGUGGGGCUGGGGGCGGGGGCGGGCCGCCCCCGCAGCGCGGGCGCAGGCGCCGCCGCCGGCCAGCAGACGCCCCUCACCCCCGGCACGGCUGGCGCGCUGCCCAUCGCCAACCCCAUGGGCCCCUUCGGCAUCAUGCAGCUCUACCCCACAAAGGCCUCAGAGUUCAUGUUCAAACAGUUCGCCGGCUUCAAGGACUUCACCAUGAACACCGCCAAGUCAGGGCUCAGCGUCGGCGAGAAGGUCGCCUUCUGGCUCUACAACAAGGUACGGUCGUGGUCGAAGCGCUGGUUCACGCACAUGUUCCUGUUCGCCGUGGUGCUGGCUUACAGCCUGCUGGGUGCGAUGCUGUUUGUCGCCGUGGAGGGAACCAGCGAGGAGAGGGCGCUCAACGACAUCCGCCAGGAGCGCUAUAAGGUGAUUCGCGAGCUACGGGAGCUCGUGAACGACCCAAUCCUGGCUGAUGACGAGAAGGCGUACGAGGGCCAAGCGUCGCGGAUAAUGCGCGACUUCGAACUGCACGUCCUCGAGGUCCACGGCGUUGGAGGACUCACCGACACCGACCAGAAAGUCUGGACCUUCUGGAACGCAGUCUUCUACUGCGGCACCAUCUACACCACCAUCGGCUACGGGCACAUCUCGCCCAAGACGACCACGGGACGUGCAAUCACGAUCGUGUACGCCAUCUUCGGCAUCCCGCUGUUCCUGAUCCUGCUGGCGGACUUCGGCAAGCUGUUCACGCGCGCCAUCAAGUUCCUGUGGGCCUUCGUGCGCCGCCUCUACUACACUGGCAGCUGCAAGCGCGUGCGCAGGACUGCCCCUGUCCAGGAGGUGUGGAAGGGCGUGCAGCUGGUGUACGACUUCGCGACGUUCCGGCGGCCCAGCCAGGUGCCCCCGGGGACCGACCCCGCGGCCCUGGAGGACGCGGAGGCGAGCGUGCCGCUCAACAGACCGCAGUCUGACGGCGCCCCCGCCGCCGCCCCCGCCGCCGCCCCCGCUCCGCCCGGAGCGCCUCCGGGAGCCACCGCCCCGCCCGGACAGACGGUGCUGCCCCUAGACGGGCUCGAACCCGGCACCCCGGCGCCCUCCGCCUUCGAGGUCGACGACGAGUUCAACCUGCCCAUCUCGAUCGCCAUCUUCAUACUGCUCGCCUACAUCUUUGUCGGUGCCGCAAUCUACUUCGUGUGGGAAGACUGGGGAUUUUUCGAGUCCUUCUAUUUCGUCUUCAUAUCGAUGUCAACAAUCGGAUUCGGCGACUUCGUUCCUCAGCACCCAAUGUACAUGAUGGCUUCCAUUGUCUACUUGGUAUUUGGUCUGGCCCUAACAUCUAUGUGCAUCAACGUUGUGCAGAUAAAGCUGUCGGACAGCUUCCGGCAGGCGAGCGCCAAGCUGGGCGCCACGAUAGGCCUCCGCGUCACUGACGAGGACGGCGUCGCGACGCCCAUCCCGGCGACGCCGGUGGUCGACCUGAGCGACGUGCAGCCGUCCCUCGGCAAGUCGGCGUCGACGUGAGCGUCAGCGGCGCCGCACUGCCUGCCUGCGGAGCCCACCGCCUGCACUCCGUCCCGGGGCUUCGCUCGCCGAAUCAGCUGGCUGGCCGCGCCAGUCGCUCCCUACUGAAACAGAAAAUUUCACUUUGACUGCCAUGCUUCGGCUGCUAUGCCCAUAAGAAAACGUCUCCACGAAAGCAGACAGAGAACGCUCGGUAGACUAAUCAGCUGGUCUGGUUCCCAUACAUACUGAAAUAUUUCAGAAUAAUGUUUGAGGGACGAGGUACUGGUUUCUCAGUCUUGUAUUACGAUAGUGACCGCACUGCGUUUUACUGUGUCUCUGAGGGGAACAGUAACGCAUAAGACCUCCACUUUCAUUGACCGUCCAUACAGUGAAACUUGCAUCUUAGGCAGAGGCAGGUCAAAGGGCCUAUCUGAGGAUGCAUCUGGAUUGUGAUAUGUUAGUUCACGACGCAUGGAAUUGGCUGAUGUCCGCGAUUGUGUCACCUACUUUAUAAAAUGUCGCUUUUUCAGCUGCAGUAUUUUAUCUGUUUUUAUUGGCAUCAUAGGUUUCGCCUAUGCUGCCAUUAUAAGGUGUUUUAAUUGUAAUUUUUUCAUCAACUAGACUGCUAUGUGUAUCGUGAGAAAGUUUUUCCCGGAUGUGGCAGUGAAUUUAAGUUCCGAAAUGUUGUCGCCAUUCUUCGGGAUGGCUGAUUUAUGUCAGCGUGUGCCCUUCUGUGUGUGUGUGUGUGUGUGUGUUUUUUAAUAGCUACAAACAUAUUUUUAUUUACAUGUAGUGGGUCACACAGAUUGCACGUACAGACAGUGCGUCGUCUCUCGGCUCUUCUGAUACAUUUGUUUACAAUGGAGAGUUAGCACUAAGAUAAUACAUAAAAAUGAUUAAAAGUGAAUAAGUACAGAAAAUCACACUACAUAAAAGUGUUAAGAUGUACACAUACUUGCUCAUAACUUGUAUUUGUUAGUAUUUUGUGGAUUGUCUUCGCAGCUGAAUCACAUAUUACAUUAUCUGUUGAAGAAUUUUUUCAAUGAUCUAGUCACUACACUGCAAAUAACUGUUUGAAAAAGUAGUAAUAGUGAUGGAUACGUUCUUCUAUUCUGUGUACGAGAUAAGAAUGUAUUACAGCUGAAUGUAAGUAAAAAUAUUAGACAGAGUAUUUAAAUAAUAAAACACUUAGAAUGGUGCACACUGAUGUAAGUUAAUCUUUCUGGGCAGGGACAACCUUUUUGAAUCUUAACUCACUGGCACAUCCACCAAAAAUGUGUUCUCACUUUACAAUAAUUUGUAACUAUCAGUCAAUGUACACAUAGCAAUUAGGCAUGUGAUGCCACCGAGACGCAAGAUACCAAUAAACAAUGGAUAAAAUAUACUUGAUUACGAAGAUAUUAUUUUACUAAAAGUAAGACUGUGAACAUAAAUCAGCUGUCAAUAAUGCUUGUAUUACCAGUCUACUGUUUUAGAUUAAUACUUGCACGCAACCAAUUUUUCUCGUAUAAAGUUAACUCAAAAAGCUCUUUCCUGAUUUGUAUUAUGUCUUGAUGUUUUAUCUAAUCGACCUACAGCCUUAUUUGUCAAUUGAUGCUGUGAUAUCAUAGUGAGACAUAAAUAUUGCUGGAAUAUACGGUGUGUUUCCCAACUUAUUCGAGAUACUUGGCACUGAAGUGUGUACAAGACAGUUCCUAGGGGAUAGGAAGACUGCAAGUAUUAUUAUGUCCCACUGCGUUCCUCAACUCACGGUACAAAAAUAACAACGAAGAAUCUUCAGUGGUAAUGAUAUUGUCAGCAAAGCCACUUUUUGUUGCAGAAGUUAUGUACAGUAACGGGCGUUGACGUGGUUCACAAAAAUACAAUAAGCAUCUGUGAUGAUAAAAUAUUGAUUAGACAAAAAAGGAGUAAGAGUUUCAAAACUGUCGUAUCGAUUACAGAGCAAAUUAAAAUUGACUGAGAAAAUAUCUGAUAUUACUAGUGUUUUCCCAUAUUUAGGGAGUAUGUAUCAUCGACUGACCAUCCAUAUUUACUAGUAAGUUUCCCCUUAUAUCUCCACAUCAUCGAAGGCUUACACCAGUAGUAUUCUUUCCAUAUGACUCUCCGAUUGGAAUUUAUUCCAUAUCUAAUAAGAUAAUUUCUUGGUAUUGUACCCAUAUCUGAAACCUUUAUGAUCCACUCCCCUUAAACAGCAUGUUCCGCCACAUCACCUUUAUUUUUCUUUUCAAGAAAUGUGGUGUCAGCACAUAAAAGAGGGAAAGAUUGGGAGAACUGUUCCACAUAUAUGUCACUCAGUUACCUGUUUCUAUGGCCACCUGGGAAUUCCCUUAAGUUAGUCAAAUGAAGGGCACCGAGAAUGUCUGACAGUAUAAAAACUGAGACAUUUUCAUUGUUUCUGGCUUCAAACUAUUUAAUGUCAAUUAUCAAUAAGGAGUUAUCUCGAUUCCAGAAGAACUGUCCGCCUCUUAGAGAGAUGUGAUGUACUGUUUAUAGCGCCUUUACCGCUGUCACUGAAGCUGCAGUACGCAGACGAUAGUUACUGGAGUCUUGCCCUAAUACAAAGUCUUCAAGCCGACCCGCUUCCAAAACGUGCUUCGUGUUUAGCUCAGUAUACAGUAGGGAAAUAAAAAACUCAGUAAUUCUCACGCUGACUACGCGAACUAUCAUGCAGCUCACAAUAUUGCUCCCCAGAACAUUACCAUGAACGAAGUUUGUCAGUUCCGUUCCCUGGGAAACUAUCUCACAAUCUACGAACCUGUUGUACAUCGAAAAUUCGUUAGGUAGUUUAGAGACUGGUGCGUGUUUUUUCUAACGUCUUAUUAAGUAAGUCACACGUUUCGAAAUAUAUGUUACUGUGCAUACCCUACCGAACACAUGUCGCAUUAUGCUUGAAGAAUUUCCUGGGGCUCACUGUAAAACAACUUUCAAUCUCAACGAUGUUUUACUUUCAUAUAUGUCUGUUUUCACUUACUACUGUUUUCGAAAGUGUAACAGACGUUCUUGACUAAAGCAAAUUAUUGUUCUCAAAUAAUAUGGCGUCCAUAAUUGCUGUAUAGCUUCAUGGCCUCGCACAUUUGUUAUGAGACACUAAAAAUUUCAUGGACAUAUUUGAAUUAUUGAUCCAUAUUUCUGUGUUGUAAUUUAAGGUAAAAGCAUUAGAGUUGUCAACUUUUUUUGAGGUUGUCAUUAACAGAUGAAAGUAAUUUCUUUUACUUAUUCUAAGAAAGCAGAUCGUAUCUAAUUUUGCACAAAAUAUAUUUCUGUAAUUUUGUUUCUGUGAAGUGCUCUAAACUUCUUGUUCAUUGAAUAAUAAAUAACACUGUACUACUAGCAUAUUUUACCUAAAUAUAAAGCUUUUAUAUUUACUGCACUGUGAGUUGUUAAUCAUUGGACAGUAAUGAGUGUGACUGAGAGAAAAAUGAAUUGUAUUUCUCUAUUGUUUUACAUUUUCAAUAAAAUCGCCAUUUUAUUUUAA
Molecule: messenger RNA, 6248 nt
Organism: Schistocerca gregaria
Lineage: Eukaryota; Metazoa; Arthropoda; Insecta; Orthoptera; Acrididae
Product: potassium channel subfamily K member 18
Exons: 8
Coding region: 995-2791 (598 amino acids)
Biological process (GO): stabilization of membrane potential; potassium ion transmembrane transport
Cellular component (GO): membrane
Molecular function (GO): potassium ion leak channel activity
Source: RefSeq, a predicted model, not a curated record